GAUGGUUCUGGUGGGGAGCUUUGCUGGUCCUGGUGGAUGGAACUUUUUCAAAGUGCCAAGACUUUUGCUCGGGCCACCGCGGCCAAUCGGGAGCUGCGUAUAUCGUCGACCUCAUCACACAGAAAGAGCUUCCACCCCAACGCCACCACGAUUCUCUCCACUCCGCCAAUCCAUUGACGCUGCAAACGGGCAUCGACGGUUUCUCGAUACCAACAUGCCCGUCUCUCUUGCGCGUCUAGCCGGCCACACGGCGAAACGGCUGUGCCUGACGCCCCGACCGAACCUUGCUCAAGCCCCACGAAUCCGACCUAUUGCCCGAUGCCUAUCUACCUCGACACCCCGCCGUUAUGCCGAUGUCGAGGACAACCAGCGGAUGCGUAUUAUUCCUACCGAUGAGACGUUUGGCCGCCCCGUGGAUCCCGAGGAUCUCGAGGAUCAGAACACGAACACCGCCAUCGACGAGGGGGGGGAUAGCAUUGAGAACCGGAAGAUUCGCCACUAUACAGUUAACUUCGGUCCCCAGCAUCCUGCAGCCCACGGCGUGUUGCGCUUGAUUCUUGAACUUAACGGAGAGGAGGUUGUGCGCGCUGAUCCUCACGUUGGACUGCUCCACCGCGGGACGGAGAAGCUGAUCGAAUAUCGCACAUAUCUCCAGGCUCUGCCUUACUUUGACCGUCUUGACUACUGUUCUAUGAUGACCAAUGAGCAAGUCUAUUCCUUGGCCGUAGAGAAGCUGUUGAAUAUCGAGAUCCCAUUAAGAGCAAAGUAUAUCAGGACUUUGUUCGGUGAGAUUACCCGUAUCAAGAACCACAUUAUGUCUGUCACUACCCACGCCAUGGACGUUGGUGCUUUGACGCCUUUCCUCUGGGCUUUCGAGGAACGUGAGAAGCUUAUGGAAUUCUACGAACGUGUUUCUGGUGCCCGUUUACAUGCCGCCUACGUACGCCCAGGUGGCGUGUCUCAAGAUCUCCCUCAUGGCCUUAUGGACGACAUUUACCAGUGGGCUACUCAGUUUGGUGAUCGUAUCGAUGAAACAGAGGAAAUGUUGACGGACAACCGCAUCUGGAUCAGUCGUACCAAGGGUGUUGGUGUUGUCUCCGCAGCUGAUGCCAUUAAUUACUCCUUCUCUGGCCCUAUGCUUCGAGGCUCUGGUGUGCCGUGGGAUGUCCGCAAGUCCCAGCCCUACGACGCCUACGAUCUGGUAGACUUCGAUGUUCCCGUCGGCACCAACGGAGACUGCUACGAUCGUUACCUCUGCCGUAUGGAAGAGUUCCGUCAAUCUCUUCGCAUUAUCCACCAGUGUCUCAACCAGAUGCCAGCUGGUCCCGUCAAGGUCGAGGACUACAAGAUUGCCCCUCCUCCUCGCGCUGCCAUGAAGGAGAACAUGGAGGCUCUUAUUCACCACUUCUUGCUGUUCAGCAAGGGUUACAGUGUCCCACCAGGCGAGACCUAUACCGCCAUUGAGGCCCCUAAGGGCGAGAUGGGUGUUUUUCUAGUUUCCGAUGGUAGCGAGAGACCGUACCGAUGCAAGAUUAGAGCUCCUGGAUUUGCACACUUGGCCUGCAUCGACCAAGUGUCGAGAGGUCACUUGUUGGCCGACGUUGUCGCCAUUAUUGGAACUAUGGAUCUUGUGUUCGGUGAGGUUGACAGAUAG
Molecule: messenger RNA, 1654 nt
Organism: Periconia digitata
Lineage: Eukaryota; Fungi; Ascomycota; Dothideomycetes; Pleosporales; Periconiaceae
Source: the annotation of a GenBank genome assembly